CACACUAUUAGCUAUAAAAGCAGCUUCAACCUUCUCAUCUGUUGAUUUGAACAGUCGUUGUCAUCUGGCAGAGAACAAAUUACUUUUCUGUACUUCACUUCACAUUGUUACUCCUGAGCUCCUGAAAAAUAACAGAAAGAAAACUCACUCAGAAAAAGACAACAUUGUUUUCAGAUCUACAAGUUCAUCUGAGGGAUCUGUCUUAAUCAAGAUGCUGCUGAUCAUUGAAGCUCUUCUUCUCAUUUCAGCUGCUCUAGGAAAAGAUCACAGAGCUGCUGUUAAAGGGAAGAUAUUUCCUCUGGAUAUGGCACUGGAUUCAGUUGAUGACCUUUAUUAUGGCUGUAAAGAGAAAAUGGCAAAGCAGGUGGACAAAGAAUAUCUGAAGAAGGAACUCAGAAAUUCAGUUGAUUUUGAAAAGGUUUGGGAAAUUGGUAAAAACAAAGUCUCCAAAAAAAACUUUUUAGACAAAUUAAAAACAAAACAUAAAAUUGCUAUCUAUGCGUACACUUACAUCCAGACUGACCCAAAUUUAAAUAUAUCUGAUAAGUUCAAUAAUGACACCCGUGAUGGCAAACAAAACUACACAGUCAUGAAAUACGAAUGGUAUUCACUUCACUUUCUAUUAACAGAAGCACUGCAUAUUCUGAAGAAAACACAAAAUAGAUGCUUUGAUACUUUUCGCGGUACAAAGCUUACAUUUGAGAAUGAUGUUCUGAACAAAGAGGUUCGUUUUGGCUCAUUUACAUCCUCCACUCUUGAUCGUAGUAUAGCAGAAAGUUUUGGAACUGUAUCUUGUUUUGAAAUCCACACUUGUGAAGGAGCUAAUAUUACAAAAUAUUCUAUGCUUCGUCAUGAGAAAGAGGUGUUGAUUCCUCCGUAUGAGAAGUUCAUUGUUACUGAUAUCAGGACAGGAACAUAUCAGAAACAUCGCGGGUGUAAGACUGUGAUUGUGUUGAACAGCACUGGAAUACGAAGUGACCUGAACUGUGCUCUUUUCAACCAACCAAAACCAUAGCAAAAUACUGAGGUGUGUGCAAAACAAAAGGCCUUGAAUUUACAUUAUAUAUUCAUGUACAUUAGUUCAUGAAAAAAAUAAAAAAUAAAAUCUGACACUGUUUACUUUGAAAGAUUUUGGAAAAGUAAGUUCUGCAUCCAACAAUGGAAAACAAGCCACUUUUUUGAAUGUUGCAAUCAUUGAAUUUGACUGAUUGUAUUAAAAAUAGAGUGCUUAAGGUCCAUGUAACGCUUCACAAUUCAAUUUUCAGACCAUAUGGAUCAAAUGAAAAAAUUUAAAAUGAAACCAAACAUUAUUUUUUUUUUCCAGUUACUUCAAAAAUAAAUUAUUCCCAUUUUUUCUAUUUUACUUUUGCUAAAUUGUGACAUCAGAAAUCAUUCGAGACGUCAUUCGAGUAAAUAAAAUGUACAAAUUUUCUAUUUUUCCAU
This is a messenger RNA of Carassius carassius (crucian carp), 1443 nucleotides long. RefSeq names its product NAD(P)(+)--arginine ADP-ribosyltransferase 2-like. The transcript has 3 exons. Lineage: Eukaryota; Metazoa; Chordata; Actinopteri; Cypriniformes; Cyprinidae. Gene Ontology annotation, molecular function: NAD+ poly-ADP-ribosyltransferase activity; NAD+-protein-arginine ADP-ribosyltransferase activity. The record is from RefSeq and is a predicted model, not a curated record. The coding region runs from base 212 to 1015 and encodes 267 amino acids.